AUGUCCGAGUCAGGUUCUGAGAUGUCCUACGCCGAUGUUGUAGCCAGCGGCCCCCAGCAGUCGGCGGAAGAAGCCCGUGCCAACCCUGUUGACGAGGUCAUACCCACCGACCAAUCCGUUGAGUCCCUCAUCGACGUGAACACCGGAGUCGCCGUGGUGCCCAACGACUUCUUGGAGCAGGAGGUCCAGACCGAGACACAAGCGAAGCGCAUAGAGCUCGAGGAAGCUGCCGCUGCCGAGGCUGCCGAAGCCGCCGAAGCCGAGAAGAAGGCCGAGAAGAGGGAAGCGAGAAAAGAAAAGGCCUCCGACAAGGCAUCCGACAAGGCGGCAAAGAAGGAGAAGGCGAAGACUCUGGCGCAGAACCCGAUCAUUCAGGCGAACGGAGUUCUCUUCGCUAUUGCGGCUAUCGCUCUCGGCUUUGGCGCCUACCGGAAGCACCAGGCGGGACAGCUCACCUGGAAACUCGCCGGGCUCUGGAGUGUGGGAGUCGCCACGCUUGUGGGAGGCGACUAUUGCCUCAGCAACUUCCUGUGGAAGAAGUACCCUUUCUCGAAGAAAUAA
Molecule: messenger RNA, 561 nt
Organism: Tricharina praecox
Lineage: Eukaryota; Fungi; Ascomycota; Pezizomycetes; Pezizales; Pyronemataceae
Exons: 4
Coding region: 1-561 (186 amino acids)
Cellular component (GO): mitochondrial outer membrane
Molecular function (GO): nascent polypeptide-associated complex binding
Source: RefSeq, a predicted model, not a curated record